CCGAAAUCUCAGGGCAGGCAGAGCAUGUUCUUCGAAUUCUUCUGAUGCUGUUUGAACAUUUGGAGUGGCGGCAAAUAGUAACCGACAACGGAGAGAGACAUUCUCUCUGUAGAAUCUAGAAUUCUUGCUUCAGUUCAGAACCUUCACAUUCAUUCAUUCAUUCAUUUAUGGUUGCUAAGCUAGGGCUACUUUUGCGAUGACGGUGGACGCCCUCUCAUCCGUUUGCAAAUUGGACAUUUUGGAUUCGUUCAACGAUGAUUCUCUCAAACAAGUUUCUGAAAGUUGGAAAGGUUUCUGCUUAGCUACCAAAUCUCUUCUCGCCGGAAACACCGAUACUUCUCUGGGUCCAGAGUUUGUUUCUCACUCUCAUGUUUUGUUCACGCACGGACUCGAAUCUGCCCUACAACAACACUUCUUUGCCUCUCUGCAGGGAACUUUUGAGAAGAAUGGAGCAAAAGUGUUUUGGCAGCAUUUUGAUGCUUACAAGAAUUUUGCAGCUUUAGAAGAUAACAUGAAUCCUGAUGAAGUUCAGCAUGUCAUUUGUAAAGCUUUGAAAGAGUUAUUGCUGGAAAAGUUGUUUGAGGAGAAGUGUCUAACUAUACUGGUGCGAGCCCUGCAGUCAUACAAGGAGAGUACGCUUGACAGUCGAUAUCGUGGAGAGACGGAAAAAAAGAUACUGUUUUCUAAAUAUCAAUUAAUAGUGUCUACAGCUCUUCUCUCCUCACUUCCAAGGCAUUUUCCCGAAAUAUUGCGAUGGUAUUUCAAAUCAAUGCUAGAAGAACUAAGUACAAUAGCUGGAGAUGGCAGAUAUGAUAGUCAAUCUGAUGAUAGAGAUGACAUGGAUGUAGAUGUUAAAAGAGAACUCCCCAACAAAGAUAUUGACAUGGGGACGGAUGGAUGCUCACAACAGAAAAGGCCUUUAGAAGAUAGUGAGCUAGUGAAGAAUAUAGGAAUUGUUGUACGUGAUCUUCGAAAUCUAGGUUUUAUCUCAAUGACCGAAGAUGCAUAUGCUUCUGCCAUUUUUUUGCUUUUGAAGGACAAAGUAUACAAUCUCGCCGGUGAUGACUACAGGAGUUCUGUUUUGGGGUCUGUCAAGGAAUGGAUACAGGCUGUUCCCCUGAGGUUCUUGCAUGAACUUCUCGUUUACCUUGGUGAUUCCAGUUCUUAUGAUAGUGCUUCUCCUGGUCAAAAAUCACCUUUGGCUUCACAAUCCUGGUCAUAUUAUCCCGGAACAGACUAUCCUUCUCAAGGAUUGGUUAGAUGGCACUUACGAUUGGAGUAUUUUGCCUAUGAGACAUUGCAAGAUUUAAGGAUAGCCAAACUUUUUGAAAUUAUAGUGGAUUAUCCUGACAGCUCUCCUGCCAUUGAAGACUUGAAACAAUGUCUUGAAUACACAGGACAACAUUCAAAGCUGGUUGAUUCGUUUAUAUCUGCGCUCCGGUACCGAUUGCUCACUGCUGGUGCUUCAACCAACGAUAUCUUGCACCAGUAUGUUUCUACCAUUAAAGCUCUGAAGACAAUAGAUCCUGCUGGUGUUUUUCUUGAAGCAGUUGGUGAACCAAUAAGAGAGUACCUUAAGGGGAGAAAAGAUACCAUUAAAUGUAUUGUCACCAUGCUUACAGAUGGGACUGGUGCAAAUGCAGGUGGACCUGGAAACACUGGUGAUAGUCUUCUUGAAGAACUAAACAGAGAUGAAGAAAGCCAAGAGAGUUUUGGUUUUGAUGAUGAUAUUAAUACCGAUGACAAGCAGGCUUGGAUAAAUGCUCUACGCUGGGAGCCUGAUCCUGUUGAGGCUGAUCCCUUGAGGGGUAGCAGCAAUAGAAGAAAAGUCGACAUUCUUGGUAUGAUUGUUGGCAUUAUCGGUUCAAAAGACCAACUCAUUAAUGAAUAUCGUGUUAUGCUGGCUGAGAAGCUUCUGAACAAAACGGAUUAUGACAUAGACAUGGAAAUUCGAACUUUGGAACUUCUUAAGAUACACUUUGGAGAAACGAGCAUGCAGAAGUGUGAAAUAAUGCUUAAUGAUCUUAUUGAUUCUAAAAGAACAAAUGCUAAUAUAAAAGCGACCAUCAACAAGUCAUCUCAAACAGAUGCUGAAUCCAUUGAGGACAAUGACAUGUCUCUGGAUACUAUCAGCGCCACCAUCAUAUCUUCAAACUUCUGGCCACAAAUCCAGGAUGAAGCCCUUAACAUUCCUCUGCCUCUGGAUAAUUUGUUGACUGAUUAUGCAAAAAGGUUUCAUCAUAUCAAGACUCCUCGUAAGCUUGUUUGGAAGAAGAAUCUUGGUACAGUCAAGUUGGAGCUGCAAUUUGAAGAUAGAUUGGUUCAAUUCACGGUCACUCCUUUGCUCGCUUCAAUCAUUAUGCAAUUUCAAGAUCAAACAAGCUGGUCGUCUAAACAUCUUGCAGCUGCUCUUGGAGUACCUGUUGAUGUACUUAAUCGAAGAAUAAGCUUCUGGAUUAGCAAGGGAAUCAUUUCAGAAACCAUGGAAACAGAACCUAGUGACCACAUAUUUAACCUGGUAGAGGGUGUGGCUGAAGGCACCAGGGCGGGUGCCAACAGUGGGGGAUGUGAGGAGCUUCUGGUAGCUGAUGAAGAUGGAGAGAGUUCAGUAGCUACUCUUGAGGAUCAACUUCUUAAAGAAAUGACUGUUUUCGAGAAAUUCAUUAGCGGGAUGCUGACAAAUUUUGGUAGCAUGGCAUUGGAUCGAAUCCAUAACACACUCAAGAUGUUUUGUAUAGCAGAUCCUCCUUAUGACAAAUCACUCCAGCAACUCCAGACCUUCUUAUCUGGUCUAGUUGCAGAAGAGAAGUUGGAGCUCAGAGAUGGCAUGUACUUCUUGAAGAAAUGAAGGCACUAAUUGCGCACAAACUUUGAAUGUAUUUGAACAAUUUAUUAUAGAGGUUUCCCCCCUUUUUUUUGUGUAAGAAACGUGAGAAGCUCAAGCAUGAUAGGUGUAUGUAUGGGGAUUUUUUAUAUAUAUAUUUUUCAUUCCCAA
This is a messenger RNA of Impatiens glandulifera, 2995 nucleotides long. RefSeq names its product anaphase-promoting complex subunit 2. Gene Ontology annotation, molecular function: ubiquitin protein ligase binding. The record is from RefSeq and is a predicted model, not a curated record. Gene Ontology annotation, biological process: ubiquitin-dependent protein catabolic process. Bases 197 to 2848 code for a protein of 883 amino acids. Lineage: Eukaryota; Viridiplantae; Streptophyta; Magnoliopsida; Ericales; Balsaminaceae. Gene Ontology annotation, cellular component: anaphase-promoting complex. The transcript is spliced from 16 exons.